Molecule: messenger RNA, 1040 nt
Organism: Aphis gossypii (cotton aphid)
Lineage: Eukaryota; Metazoa; Arthropoda; Insecta; Hemiptera; Aphididae
Product: zinc finger BED domain-containing protein 6-like
Exons: 3
Coding region: 1-906 (301 amino acids)
Molecular function (GO): DNA binding
Source: RefSeq, a predicted model, not a curated record
AUGGCUUCAUCAACAAAUCAAUUGUACAAAAAACGUAGCAAUGUGUGGAAUCAUUUCACACUUACAAAUGGGAAUAUGGCAAAAUGCAACUAUUGUAAUGAAAAAAAAAGUUUUUCUGGGGGAUCAACAGGCAAUCUUUUAAGGCACAUUAAAACAAAGCAUGUCACAGUUCCACUGCAAAGAUCAACACCACAGGUAGCAGAGGAAUCAAACUCUGAGUACCUUGACAAUCCACAACCAUCGACAUCCACUUCUCAAUCUACAUCUGCAAUAGUUCAUUCUUCUAUAACAUCUUCGUCUUCAAUAAUUCAAAACAAAAAUAAUUAUCAAUCAUCUAUAGCAAAUUUCAUUAAUCGCCCUCUGCCAUUAUGUAAAUCUGUAUCAAUUGACCAUCAAUUAAUAAAAAUGAUAGUAAAAGAGUAUCACCCCUUUAGCAAAGUCAAAGAUAAAGAGUUCAGAAAAUUAUUGAAUAUGCUGUCCCCUAAUUACAUAAUUCCUUCCAGAAAAACAGUUUCUAAUAGUUUAAUGCCCCAAAUGAAUAAUCAAAGUUUUUUGGCAGUAACUGCUCAUUUCAUAGAUCCAGAUAAUGUCACUGAAUUAUCUUCAGUUUUGUUAGCAUGUACUAGUUUUGAAGAAAGUCAUACAGCUGAUAAUUUAGCUUCGUUUUUGAAAAAUACCGUAGAUGAGUGGGGAUUGAGUCAGCGUAUAACUGUUGUAGUAUCGGACAAUGCUGCAAAUAUUAAAAGUGCAAUUGAAAAAUGCAAUUGGAGACGGUUGUCAUGUUUUGCGCAUGAUAUCAAUUUAAUUGUCCAUUGUGGAUUGGAUAAAAUUGAGACUGUUGUAACAAAAAUUAAAGACAUUGUAUCUUACUUUAAAAGAAGUUCUCAUGCAUUAGCUAAAGCCUAAAUUGCAGGAAUAUCAAAAACAAACCGGGAAUCCAAUUGUAAAGUUGAAACAAGAUUGCCUAACACGGUGGAACUCAACUUUUGAUAUGUUCGAUAGAAUAUUGAGAAUAAAGGAGCCAAUAAUUGCAACAUUAG